GACAGUCACCUCUUUUACAUCUUCCAGAUGGUAGUUCGCUGGACGAACCUCUCAUAGUACAAGAGUAAGCAACAUGGGUCAACAGACUUCUAGGAAAAAGUCGCCUGCGACAGCUAUUACAACGUACACAGUACCUUGUGUAGGUGGUGAAUGCAGCUGCGGAUGCGGCGCUUGGGACAGAAGACGUUACGCAGAGUCGCCCAGCAGUGUGCACAGAUAUGUCAGUGCUGUAACUGAUAGAUGGAAUGGACGAGAGUGCGCCUGCCGGAGACGUAGAUGGCGGAGGCCGGCAUGUGUUUGCACAGCUUAUAGACGUGUUAGUGACGACAGAUUGGCUGCCGUCCUCACAUUGGGAGCGAGGGAUUUAAGACGUGAACUAGAUGCUAUUGUCUUAAAUUCAGAUAAUGAAUCAACCCGAGAAAUUGAACCAAACGCUGAAGUUUACGUUCUCUCUGUCGCUCCAAGAACUGAGACGGAAACUGUACAAGAGUGUCAUAGAAGUGAACUGACCACAGCCAAUGAUGGCUCUAUAAGAUUACAUCCACACUUCCAAGUGGUGUGUGGUGGGGAGCUCCGGGCGCUGCUGCUGCGUGCCCCCGCGUUACCUCACACGCAACAUGCACCCCUCGCACCUUUAGCACCCCUCGCACCCCUAGUGCAACUCACACCCCCCGCUAAAGUACACACACAGGUGGACUACAUCCACUGUCUGGUGCCGGAUCUGCAGGAGAUCACCGCCUGCUCCUUCUACUGGGGCAAGAUGGACCGCUACGAGGCUGAACGUCUCCUCGACAACAAGCCUGAAGGUACAUUCCUGUUGCGUGACUCAGCUCAGGAGGAGCACCUGUUCUCUGUAUCAUUUCGUAAAUAUGGUAGAUCUUUGCACGCCCGCAUCGAGCACUACCAGCACAGGUUCAGCUUCGAUUCCCAUGAUCCAGCUGUAUUCGCAGCACCAACUGUCACCGGACUCAUUGAACAUUACAAGGAUCCAGCUUGUGUUAUGUUCUUUGAGCCGAUGUUGACUGCGCCAUUGCCUCGUACAGAACCAUUCUCACUGCAGCAGUUGACGAGAGCAGUUAUCGUCUCACAUACAACAUAUGAUGGUGUGGAACAGCUCCCUCUACCGGCGAGACUGAGAGCAUUCCUCAAGGAAUAUCAUUACAGACAGCGUGUGCGCGUGCGCCGUCUCGAGCCAGAUGUAUAUCUACCACAUUGCUAGCACUGCCCACCCCGGAUACAGGACCUCAGCUUGAGGUACUGAUAUCCGGGACAAAGGUACUACCCGAAGAGGUAGUUAACACUGCUAUGAUUUGAAGAUCUCUGGAUAUUCAAAAUUCAAUGUAACAAUUUAUUUGAUAAUUAAGACCUGGACCUAAGGAGAUAGAAAUUACAAAUUGUGGAUAGAAGAUUCUACCCGAAGAGGUAGUGAAACUGCUAUGAUUUGAAGAUCUCUGGAUAUCCGAAGAGGUGGU
This is a messenger RNA of Papilio machaon (common yellow swallowtail), 1472 nucleotides long. It is a transcript of the gene SOCS5, whose product is annotated as cytokine-inducible SH2-containing protein. Gene Ontology annotation, biological process: intracellular signal transduction; phosphatidylinositol phosphate biosynthetic process. Gene Ontology annotation, molecular function: 1-phosphatidylinositol-3-kinase regulator activity. Gene Ontology annotation, cellular component: phosphatidylinositol 3-kinase complex. The transcript has 12 exons. The record is from RefSeq and is a predicted model, not a curated record. The coding region runs from base 74 to 1219 and encodes 381 amino acids. NCBI's taxonomy places the organism in Eukaryota, Metazoa, Arthropoda, Insecta, Lepidoptera, Papilionidae.